Closterium sp. NIES-65 is the source of this 327-nucleotide messenger RNA. The record is from the annotation of a GenBank genome assembly. NCBI's taxonomy places the organism in Eukaryota, Viridiplantae, Streptophyta, Zygnematophyceae, Desmidiales, Closteriaceae.
AUGUCUCACGCAGGAGCCCAAUUUCAGCUAACUAGCUGCGCAGCUGGAGCAGGGCUUGUUCCACAACCUGACUUUUCCUCAAGAGUGGUCAAGUCGUUGUUGCUUGCUGCCAUGGCUGCUUCAAGCUGCAGUCACAACGAGGAAUGGGGAGGAGGAGUAGGAGGAGGAGGAGGAGGAGGAGGAGGAGGAGGAGGAGGAGGAGGAGGAGGAGGAGGAGGAGGAGGAGGAGGAGGAGAGGAGGAGGAGGAGGAGGAGGAGGAGGAGGAGGAGGAGGAGGAGGAGGAGGAGGAGGAGGAGGAGGAGGAGGAGGAGGAGGGGAGAAUGUAA